UUCCAGUUCCAUGAGUACGACGUACUGAAGUCCUGAGCGCUUUUCAGAUGUUCGGAAAGGUCGUCGGGCGUGUGGCAGUUAGCAAGAAUACAAACUGUGAAAAGGACGCAUUUUGUGCGUGCGAAGCAGCAAGAAGAAUUGCCACAUGCCUGUGUAAGCUGCUGCAUAUCGUGUCUUGUUUUCUCUAGCGCAUGUGCACGUGAAAUUCUUUGCGGAGUUCAGUCACCCUGCGACGUGGGAAGCAAGAGGUGUGCAGAAAAAAGUGAAUAGUCGGAGCAGCAAUCUGUGUUCGGCAUGGUAAACUGAGCUGCUCUACUUUUCCUGCCGAGUUCAAUACACGUAUCGUCAUGUUGCGCGUGUGAGCGUGUCGCAGUAUAUCAGUGUGGAUUGGGUCUGAUCUCGUUGUACUAUCACCGUUCAAGAAAUACACCGUCGCAGAACUAAAAGCCACAAGCGACAUAAUUAUGGCCAUGACGGAUGAAGCUGUGAAAACGAAAGUUACGAACGAGCAAGGUACGAAUUACCAGCUACUAAAGGAUGACCUCGAUGAAGAGAUGGAAUGCUUUGAAACAGUUCGCAGCAGCAUCACCAUUGGCAAUCUUCUCUCCCUGACAAUCUCUGCACUCUGGUUUGCUGCUAUUAUACUGGGAGCACUACACAUGCAUCACUGCCCAGCACAGGACUGGUUACCCAUAUACAGCAUUGUGCUGGGUAGUCUGUUCCUUAUCAAGCAUAUCCAGCUUGCACUAAUGGCAAACGGUCUGACGGAGAACCCCAUCUCAUGGACACCGUGCUCCGUUCCACGUGUCUUGGUGUCUGUGUUUCAACUGGCCGUACUCGUUCUGGGUCCGAUACUCGUCUUCCCAAACUACGGCCGUAUCACAUUGCACCACACCGAUAAUGCAGCUGCUUACUGUCACGAAGGAUUCUAUAAGUUUAUGUUUGCACUGGUGUGUUUAUCAACGUUUCUCUUCUCUUGCUUCUCCGUCAUCGUACUCGUCUAUCUACUACUCGUUCUGUACAGAAUGUGCGCGCGCCUCUGCUGCAUCGCCUCCAUGAGCUUUUUCGGCGUUGCAGAGGAUGUUAUGAAUCUCGGGCUAAUGCCCUUGGCUGCAACUUUCUUCAUGUUCUAGACUGCCUCUCGCUCUGCAUGCAGUGUGCUGAAUGUGCAACACGGUUUUUUUAAAAUUACACUUCACACUGCCGAUUUGGCGCAGCAUCAUCGAUACAUAUGAUAAUACAGAAGACGACUUACUGCAAAUGUGUGCCGAAGAAUUGAAAGCGAACAGAAGCGGAACACUUGGGUGCUGUAUGUGCAUACUAUUGUACACCAAGUCAGUAUGCCAAGCUGCAACAUUAAUAAAUUCUUUUUAUUGUUACCCAGGUGGCCUGCGCAUAUGACUAGUUAUCCCUGUUCACUCAGCUGCUGGUCUAGUAGCUGCAAUGCCUGCUCAAGAUAGCAAUUCACAUGUCAUUUUCUUCAAACAGACCUUUUUAUCAUCA
Molecule: messenger RNA, 1503 nt
Organism: Sycon ciliatum
Lineage: Eukaryota; Metazoa; Porifera; Calcarea; Leucosolenida; Sycettidae
Exons: 5
Coding region: 465-1133 (222 amino acids)
Source: RefSeq, a predicted model, not a curated record